Danio aesculapii is the source of this 8010-nucleotide messenger RNA. It is a transcript of the gene agap3, whose product is annotated as ArfGAP with GTPase domain, ankyrin repeat and PH domain 3. The transcript is spliced from 18 exons. Gene Ontology annotation, cellular component: nucleus. The record is from RefSeq and is a predicted model, not a curated record. Lineage: Eukaryota; Metazoa; Chordata; Actinopteri; Cypriniformes; Danionidae. Gene Ontology annotation, molecular function: protein binding; GTPase activator activity; GTPase activity. The coding region runs from base 1 to 3906 and encodes 1301 amino acids.
AUGGGACUACAGGAGGAGGUCCAGACUUUGAUGCCUUCAGGGCGGGCUGAGAAGCGAGGAGAGGAUGAGUUCAUAGCUGUAAAGAGCAACGUGGGAGAGGAGGACGACAACGAAAGACAAGAGUCGAAUCAGAGGGAGGAGCGUCGAGAGAGCCCAGGGCAGAGGAGGAGUGCAGCUGGAAAGCUCAACAGGUGGCUUUACCUGAGCAGCACAGGGAACAGGGGGUGGAGGAAAGGGGAAGUAUUAGGAAUGAGGACAGACCGGUUACCUCCUAUCCUCCGGGACAACUGUAUGCAACAACCGUCUGCGGAAGACUUUGACUAUGCUGUAGAAGAGAAAGCUUGGACUGAAGAGGUCUGUACUGGUGUUUACCACAUUCCCUUUAAGGAACUAAUUUGUAAUACUGUUUCUGUGGAGAAUGCAACAAAAUCUCAUGUGGUGGUCUUGCAAAGGCCCGCGCAUGGGCUUCGGCUCCUGGGCAGCAGAAGAGCGAUGAGCAUGUUUGUCUUCCCAGACAACAACAGGAGACAGCAAACCACAUCAACCAACCACCAAGACAGUUCUACAAGACCCCACAGUUUUUGCAUGUUGGAAGCAACCAACUCUAAACAAGUUAUUUUGCCCACCUCUGCUUCCACUAAUCAUGGCUUUCCAGAUGUGGUCCAGCGGUGUAGGACACGGCGAGCUGAGCUGCGUGCCAUCGAUGGUUUAAAACCUGACAUGCCGCCAUCUGCCAGCCUGCUACCUCUUCGUCUAGAAGAACCACCAAUCCGACGGACUUUGAAAAGCAAGAGCAAACCAAGGCCUGUUAGCAUGACUGUUCUUGAGCUUUAUAAAGAGCGUAGUGGAUCCCGGGAUGAGCUUGCAAGCCAUACUUGCACUGGCACCGGUAGUUUGCCCCGUCCAGGAUUUCGGUGGAAAUGGUUUGGUCGACAGGCAGCUGGAAAAGAAAUAGGGGUGACACAAAUUUCAGCUAAGCUGAAGGAAUCUAACAAAGAAGAAGCACCGAAAAAAAUGUUCGGAUCACUGAGAAGGAGUUUGAGUCUCAGGAUGAGGCGAAAUCGUAAUCAACCUGAGCCGGAGGACAGAACUGAACGGAGACGCACUGCAAGUAUUGGAGAAAAAUCUAUGCAAAGCACGCGCCCAUUCUCGUACCUUACUGGCAGGACGUUAGCACCAACAUGUGAGCAAGAUGAGGACCAAGGGGCCACACAAUACAUACAGUACCAAACACAGGGCAAAGUAGCAGUCUUGGAGGUUCCUCUUCGUCCUGCCAAAUUAACCAAGCCCACUAAACAAUUGCAGCCAGAGACUAGUUUUUGGCAGCUAAUUGCUAGUCGUUUUAAGAGGAAGGAGCCGUUGUCCAGCAACAAAUCAGAGCUGAGCACUGGAAGCCAAGCAGUUGGCAGCCAUACCCCUGUGAGAAAUAAAAAGCCAGAUUCUGUUGCUAUAGAGACUCUAGCUGGCAUUGGUUUCCGCAAAGGUCAAGAUUCCUUCGUCAACAGUCAGGAGUGGACAUUGAGUCGAUCAGUACCAGAGCUCAAAGUGGGCAUCGUGGGAAACCUGUCCAGUGGGAAGUCGGCAUUAGUUCACCGGUAUCUGACAGGAACAUAUGUCCAGGAGGAGUCGCCUGAGGGAGGGAGGUUUAAAAAGGAGAUUGUGGUGGAUGGCCAGAGUUAUCUACUGCUGAUCAGAGAUGAAGGAGGUCCACCAGAACUACAGUUUGCGGCCUGGGUGGAUGCGGUGGUGUUCGUCUUCAGCCUGGAGGAUGAGAUCAGCUUCCAGACGGUUUAUAACUACUUCCUGCGUCUUUCCAGCUACAGGAACGCAGCGGAGGUUCCCAUGGUGCUGGUGGGGACGCAGGAUGCCAUCAGCGCUGCUAACCCCAGAGUGAUAGAUGACGCUCGGGCUCGCAAACUGUCCAAUGACCUGAAACGCUCCACAUAUUAUGAGACGUGCUCCACCUAUGGGCUGAACGUGGAGAGAGUCUUUCAAGACGUUGCCCAGAAGGUGGUUGCGCUAAGGAAAAAACAGCAGCUUUCUAUUGGUCCAUGUAAAUCUCUGCCCAACUCUCCCAGCCACUCGUCUGUCCCAGCUGCGUCCAUCCCAUCUGUACACAUCAACCAGGCUGCUAACGGAGGAGGUGCGUUCAGCGAUUACUCCUCCUCGGUUCCCUCCACCCCCAGCAUAAGCCAGAGGGAGAUGCGCAUCGAGACCGUCGCCGCCUCCAACACUCCUACGCCCAUCCGCAAGCAGUCCAAGCGACGCUCCAACAUCUUCACAUCACGGAAAGCCAGUGAUCAGACAAAGAGCAUUGAGAGUAAAACUGACAGUAUAGGCAGUGGAAGGGCCAUACCCAUAAAACAGGGCAUUUUGUUAAAAAGAAGCGGGAAGUCUCUCAAUAAGGAGUGGAAGAAGAAAUAUGUGACUUUGUGUGACAACGGUCUGCUCACGUACCACCCCAGUUUACACGACUACAUGCAGAAUGUUCACGGUAAAGAGAUCGAUCUGCUGCGGACGACGGUGAAGGUGCCGGGGAAGAGACCGCCUAGAGCAGUGGCAACAGUCGCCCCUACAGCCAGUCCAAAAACCAACGGCCUGACCAAAGACCGCAGCACUUUACAACUUGGCAUCGGAGCCACAAGCACUCCUCACUCAAACAGCAGCAGUUCCCUUCAGUCCGGGGGUUCGGCGGCUGGUGUGGCUUUAGGGACUAAUAAAGAAGGAAUGCACCAGCGGUCUUUUUCAGUCUCCAGUGCUGAACAGUGGAACGAGGCAGUUAUCAGCACCACAUCAGCCAAUGGCAUGUCAGAUCCUCUUAGCUCCGCCUCUGGCAUGAGCAGCGCCACCAGUCCCAAGCUCGAGCCUCCACCGUCACCUCACGCCAACCGCAAGAAACACCGGCGGAAAAAGAGCACGGGCAUCACCAAACCAGACGGCCUUUCUGCAGGGAGUGAAGAGCCGGAGGAGUCAUUUGAGUUCAUCAUCGUGUCUCUGACGGGUCAGAUGUGGCACUUCGAGGCGUCCACCUUCGAGGAGCGAGAGCUGUGGGUUCAGGCCAUCGAGAGCCAGAUACUGGCCAGCCUGCAGUCCUGCGAGAGCAGUAAGAACAAGUCUCGCUUAGGCAGUCAGAGCGACGCGCUGGCCAUUCAGUCCAUCAGAAACGUCAGAGGAAACAGCUUCUGUGCAGACUGUGAUGCUCCCAAUCCUGAUUGGGCGAGUCUGAAUCUGGGUGCUCUGAUCUGCAUCGAGUGCUCCGGGAUGCACAGGAAUCUGGGCACUCAUCUGUCCCGCGUGCGCUCUCUGGAUCUGGACGACUGGCCUGUGGAGCUCAGCAUGGUGAUGACGGCCAUCGGGAACGCCAUGGCCAACAGCGUCUGGGAGGCCUGUGUGGAUGGAUACAACAAACCUGGAGUAGACAGCACCAGAGAGGAGAAGGAGCGCUGGAUCCGGGCGAAGUACGAGCAGAAGCUGUUUGUGGUGGCUCUGCCUCAGUCGGACGUGCCGCUGGGACAGCAGCUCCUGCGGGCCGUGGUGGAGGACGACCUGCGGCUGGUGGUGCUCCUGCUGGCCCACGGCACCAAAGAAGAGGUCAAUGAGACCUAUGGGGAUGGAGACGGACGCACAGCCUUGCACCUGUCCUGCGCCAUGGCUAAUGUGGUCAUCACACAGCUGCUCAUCUGGUAUGGUGUGGACGUGAAGAGUCGUGACGCGCGCGGUCAGACGCCCCUGUCUUACGCCCAGCGAGCGGGCAGUCAAGAGUGCGCUGAUAUCCUCAUCCAACACGGCUGUCCUGCUGAUGGCGGUGGCGCUUUAUCCACACCCACAGCCACGCGACACAAUCCCAACAUCAACAACAACAAUGGCCAGUGCGCAGAGCUCAACCGCAGCCUCAGCAUCAUGUAAAACCCGUCUCUUCUUAAAAAUACCACUGCUGCUCGCCGAAAAACCACAUCACUUCCCCUCAGCGUGACGUCAGAUUUUAGGAAACGUAGUGUCAUUUGUAUCAUGUAAAUCCGUCAUGACUUUAAUGUUAGCGUACAGCGAGAAUUAGCAGUGUUAACAUGAUCAAAGCGUGUGUUUUUUUUACUUUGACUUUUCUUGAGUGGAUGUCGAGAGGAAAUGUGAUCAACUGACUGACGACAGGUUUAAAAACGUUUUAUUUUUAACAUCUGUUGCUUCACGCACAUGUGCUUUUAUACAUCAGAAGAUUCCAUUCUGAUAGUUUAACCAAAAAUAGGAUUUACUCUAUUUACACAAAUAUUUACACUCUCCCAUGUCUUUUUUCUUUUUAGAUUUGCGCGACUUGUUUCUUUUGUGGAAAACCAUUGAAAGUAUUUCCUAUCCUGGCUCCCAUUGACUUCCAUUGUGUUUUUUUUUUGUAAGUCAGUGGAAAUCAGGAUGGUUUGGUUUGUACCAUUCUUCAAAAUAUCUUCUUUUUUGUUCGACGUAACACAAAGAAAGUCCUACAGGGUUGGAACGACGUGUGGAGGAGUAUUUGGAUUUUUGAGUUUAUCUUUUAAAUGAGAGAUUCUGAGAAAUGUUCUCAGGAAUGUUGGAAUUUGAGAAUUUAUAAGCUUUCUCUCAAUUCAAACUUUAUUUUUCACUAUUUUAGGUUUAUACCUUGAAAUUUUGUCUGUUUUUCCACCAUUUUAAAAAUAUAGACUUCUGAAAUAUAGAAAUAGAAAUAUAGAAUUUUGAGAACUAAAUCUUAAAAUUCAGAAACAUUCGAAAAAUAUGAAAUAUUUGUUAAAAACUUUCAAUUGUAAAAUAUAAAUUCACAAUUUACAUGAACAUGAACAAUUAUUAUAAGAGUUGCAAGAAAAAAGCCAAAAUAAUUUUUUUUCUCGUAAUUUGCAUAUUAAUUCUGACGAAGCUUCAAAAACCUGCAUACUUCACCGUAAUUACUUUGAGGUUUAAAUAAGGGAUAAUAAAAUAGUUUUAUGCAGCACAAGAUACUGUAUUGCUCUAACAAGAGUCCUAUGGCAAGAAAUACACUUAAAAAUAUUCUGAAUUACAUUUAUAAAAUGCCUAAUAGCAAAUCAAAGUACAAUCCAAAAUUAUCUUAAUGGUCUUAAAAUUUCUUUGUCUAAAAUAUAUUUGUAUUAUUUUUGAAUAUUGCUGUUUUACAUUCACUCGUGACUAAUCGCAUAAAAAUAACAAAUAUUUACUGAUAAUAACAUAAAUGAAAUAAUUAGCAAACUUUUAUUUAUGCGUUUAGUCACGAUUAAUAAUUAAAAAGCACAGAUUAGUCAUGAUUAAUCAUGAAAUCCAGACUCACAAUGUGUUUUAAAUGUGAUUAGUUGUGAUUAAUCAUUAAACAACACUCUUUUUUCUUUCCUGGAAUGAUGAUGUAUUUUGAAUGCGUUUAGUCAAAACUAAUCGCCAAACAACACUAAUUUCCUUCCUGAAUGAUGUAUUUUGAAUGCAAUUAGUCACGAUUAAUCGUUAAACAACACAUUUUUUUUCCCGAAUGAUGAUGUAUUUUGAAUUCGAUUAGUCACGAUGAAUCCUCACACAAUACAAUUUUUUCCCAAGAAUGAUGAUGUAUUUCGAAUUCGAUUAGUCACGAUGAAUCCUCAAACAAUACAAUUUUUUCCCUAGAAUGAUGAUGUAUUUUAAAUUCGAUUAGUCACGAUUAAUCGUUAAACAACACUUUUUUCCCAGAAUGAUGUUGUAUUUUGAAUUCGAUUAGUCACGAUAAAUCGUUAAUCAACACUAUUUUUUCCCGAAUGAUGAUGUAUUUUAAAUUCGAUUAGUCAUGAUUAAUCGUCAAAUACAAAACAAUUCCCAGAAUAAUGAUGUAUUUUGUAUGUGCUUAGUCACAAUUAAUCAUCAAACAACACUAUUAUUUUCCCCAGAAUUCCCCAGAAUGAUCAUGUAUUUUGAAUACGAUUAAUCACAAUUAAUUGUUAAACAACAACAAAAACAAUGAACUUCGAUGUAUUUUAAAUGUGAUUAGUCCUGAUUAAUUGUUAAACGACACAAAUUUUUCCCCGAAUGAUUGAUGAUUGAUGAUGAUGAAUAUUUUAAAUGCAAUUAAUCACAAUUUAUCGUCAAACAACACUAAUUUUUCCCCCCAAAUGAUGAUGUAUUUUGAAUACGAUUAGUCACGAUUAAUCAUUAAAACAACACUAAUCCCCCCCACCCCCCCCACGCCCCUUACCAGCAAAAUCCCUUGAUUGCUGAAGUACUUUGAAUGCAGUUAGUCACAAUUAAUCGUUAAACAACACAAAAAAUUGCAAAUUACGAUGUUUUGAAUGCGAUUAGUCACGAUUAAUUGUUAAAACACAAUUAUUUUUUUUGAAUGAUGAUGUAUUUUGAAUGUGAUUAGUCACAAUUAAUCUUUAAACAACACAAAAAUUAGCAAAUUACAAUGUAUUUUGAAUGCGAUUGUAUUUUAGUCACGAUUAAUCGUUAAACUGCACUAUUUUUGUUUUUUUAAUUGAACAUUUAAGUGCACAAUUCACCCUCAUUUAAUAGUUACCACCACUGUGCCCUUGAACCAAGCUCAGAAAAUAACGGCUGCUGGGUAACCCAUUACCAUUUGUGUAGCAUCAGUUACCGAAACCCAAAUCAUUGCACCAGUUUACAUUCUACGUUUAGCCGUUACAUGACUGUCCUGCAAAGGCUUGAUCGCCUGACGAAUACUGUGUUAUAACCGAUGCCUUGUGUAAAUCAUUUCAGUCCAUUUAGAUCCAUUCAGUAGCAGAGGACAAUUCCUGCGUGCUAGUUAAGAAAUAAAACAUGUGUUUGUUACGAGUCUAAUGACCUCCACACUUGGUUUUUGUAUCCAUUGGAAUCCAGUGUUUGUAAUGGAUUGGGAUAAUGGUGAUGUGGAUUAUGUACAUACGUGUAUGUGUGUGCGUGCGCGUGUGUGUAAAAUAGCUUUUCCUUCUCCCUCUUUCAGCUAGCAGUGUAAAACCUCUCAGCCUUAACCCUCGUUUGCUAGUGUGCUUCAACUUUUACUUGAAAUAUGAAAUCAUGAUUAGAUCCUUAUUAAUAUUUUGGCUCUUGUGAGAUAAAGGGAGAGCGAAGGGAGAUGGGAACCUUGACAAUCGCAAGGUUGUUAAAAUUACCAGACAGUAUUUUAAGUUUACAUAUGUUUUUGUGGAUGUUUUAUAUGGAAGUUUGUUUCUGCUGUUUAGUAAAAUUUAAAAGUGUAGUUGAGGCUUUUUUUUCUCCCGGUUCUAACUUUUUUUUUCAGUUUUGAGAAAAAAAAGUGAGAAUUUUAAGAUAUAAACCAAGAAUUGCAUUGAAAUAGAGUCUAUAAACCUUCCAAGAAAGACUUGAAAGAUUACUAAUAUCUCAAAUAAGAUUAAUUCAUUCAUUUUCCUUCGGCUUAGUCUCUUUAUUCAUCAGGGGUCACCACAGCAGAAUGAACCGCCAACUUAUCUAGUAUAUGUUUUACACAGCGGAUGCCCUUCCACCUGCAACCAAGUACUGGGAAACACCCAUACACACUGAUUCACACUCGUACACUACGGCCAAUUUAGUUAAUCCAAUUCACCUACAGAGCAUAUGUUUGGACUGUGAGGGAAAUCAAAGCACCUGGAGGAAACUCACACCAACAUGGGGAGAACAUGCAAACUCCACAAAGAAAUACCAACUGAGCCAGCCGGGACUUGAACCAGCGACCUUCUUGCUGUGAGGCGACAGUGCUACCCACUGAGCCAGUUUUGAUAUUUACAAAUUAUAGGCUUUCUCACAGUUUUGAUUGAGUUCAGGGAUUAAUUAUUUGUAUUUUAUAUGAUAGUUUGUUUCUACCAUGUAGUAAAAAAACAACAACUUAGAAGGCUAAUUUUGACUUUUUAUCUCAUGAUUUUGACUUUUUAAUAUAUUGCAUUACAGUUUAGAACACACGUGUCAAUUCCAGUUCCUGGAUGGCCGCAGCUCUGCACAGUUUAGUUGUUGCAAUUGUGAAUUUAAAGGCUUUCUUACAAUUUUGCCUGUAGUUCUUAGAUUAUUUCUGACAAUUUAUACUUUUUCUCCAAAUUCAAGUUUAAAAGU